UGGCUUAUUCCAUUCGUUAGAAAAACGUCAAAGAUGGCGGCGCUCAUAUGGGACAUACCAGAGGGAGAAAAUCAACAAUCUAAGGAACCAGAGGAGCUCUCUGUGUUUGGUUAUGCUUGUAAAUUAUUCAGAGAUGACCGGAAAGCCUUUUCCAUCGACGAAGGAGAACAUCUGAUACCAUGGAUGGGAGAUUCCAGUCUGUUGAUUGACAGAUAUGAUGGAAGAGGUCAUCUGUUUGACCUUUCAAAAUAUGAUGCCAGUCAUGUUAAGAGGGCGGAGCUAUCAGAGGAAGAUAAACAGAUGGAAUCAUGGUGUGACGAGGAAAGAUACCUGGAACUCAAAAAUGAUCUAGCAGAAAAAAAGAUGUAUGAAGAGGAAGAAUGGAAGAGAUAUUAUCAGUCUUUAUCAGAAGGUUUCAAUGCUGUGGGAUUUAGCUACGACCACCAACAUCACCAAGACUACAUGGAAACACAAGUACAAGAACCUGAGCCCAUAUUUAUAGUACCAGAAGAUUUACAGGUCCCUACAGAAAUGGAAGUCCCUGAAUCAGAAAAACAACAUGCGUUUAUAGAAAAAACAGCCAAGUUUAUUGCUGGUCAUGGCAUGCAGAUGGAGAUUAUAAUAAAGACCAAACAAGCCAAGAAUUCUCAGUUUGAUUUUCUACAUUUUGAGGAUCCAUUAAAUCAGUAUUAUAAACAUAUGGUCACCAUGAUAAAAUCUGGGAAAUAUAAACCUAAAGAGAUUAAAGAGGACGAUGAUGAUAACAAAGAUGAUGAUGCUCCACAUAGGCAGCAUGGAUAUUUACAUCCCAGUUUAGUGCAGACACACACGACCAAGCCUAACUUAGCACCUGCUGUCAAGAUGCCAGCUGUAUCGAUACAUGAUACACCGUAUGGUAAACUGCUCAAACAUCUGAAAAAAUCUACUCCUGACUCUGAUAGAAACAGUAGUUCACCAACACCUAAUCAGGACCAAUACUCAGGAAGAAGUUACUCUCCACAUCCUACGAGCAACACUCCUCCCCCUGAGUCGAGUAACACGUUCAUACAUCAGACCACAGACUACCAUCACAUGCACCCUGGUGUUCCCCCACCCCCGGGACUGGAGCCUGUCACCUUACCAUCGUCUAACCAGCCUCCACCCCCGGGGACAGAGUUAGAGGGACCAUUGAUACCACCACAUCUACAACAACAAGUCAUGGACGAGGAACAUGAAGAGGAAAAACCACCAAGUGUUCAUCAUGCCCCUGUGAUGAUGGGUCCCUCGUUAGAGCCAAAAGUUAUACCACCUCCUCCUGACAUUCAGCCAAUCAUUGAUAGGAUGGCCAUGUAUGUUGCCAAGAAUGGCGUGGAAUUUGAGAUUGUAGUCAGGAGUAAAAAUGAUCCACGCUUUGAAUUUCUACAACCAUGGCAUUCAUACUUUAGAUAUUACAACUCUAAAAAGAAAAUAUUUAUUGAGGAAGUUUUGAAGGAACGAGAAAAACUUGAGAAAGACAAACCUGCCAAACUUAGUUUCUCUAUUAAGAACAAAUCCAAAGAUCAGGACGGUGUAGUAUCGUCAGAGAAGAAAGUGUUUGACCAUGACAGCAGUGGAGAUGAAGAUUCUGAAAGUACGCGAGAUAGAAGUAUAAGAUCUGAUUUGUCUGGAACUUCAACACCUGUUGAUUGGGAAUCGUCCAGUAGAAUAUCAUCAGACGAGAGGCAAUCAGAGAGGUCAGAAAAAAAACUAGCUCAAGAAAAACUAAAAGAUAAAUUGGCAAUGGCUGCUCGAGAGAAGAUGUCUAAAGCCAGUCGAGAGAAACAAGUCCAGGCUGAGAGGAAAAGGAAGGCAGCCAUGUUUAUCAAUAUGUUAAAAUCUACAAAAUCUUCCGAUGAAACAAAAAGUAGGUCAAACUUCACCACUUUAAAAUCUAUGAGUAGAAAUACAGGAGUAGAGAGGUGUUAUCAUUGGCCAUUUCCUGACCUCUGCACUUACUGUAAACACAAUGUUAUAUUGAGAAAUAAAAUUAUUGUUUUUACAGAUGGAGGAACACCUAGUAGUAGUAGAUCACAUACACCUGCUCCAUCAGAGGACCCAAGGGAAGACAGCGAGCCAAAGAGAACAAAAAAGUCUAAAUACUCAAGGUCAAGAUCAAGGUCACCAAAGAGAUCCAAACAUCGUUCAAGGUCACGGUCACCUAGGAAACGGAAAUCUCCAGCACCACCACCUAGUGCCUUCCCUAGUAUACAAAGGUCAGAAUCUAGGUCACCAAGUAGAUAUAAAACUUCCAGGCAUUCUAGUCCAUAUCAAAAGUCAAGAUCACCUAGUCGUAAAAGGUCAAGGUCACCGCCAACUGUAAUAGAUUUAGAUCCACCAACUAAAACAAAGAAGUCAAAGAAGUCAAAGAAAAGUUCAAGGACAAAAUCCAGAUCUCCCAGCAGAAAGUCAUCUAAAAAAUAUGAAGACACUGAGGCAUUAGAUAGUAUAAGGGAGAGAUUAUCAGCUAGUCCGGCGCAAUUACCUACCUCAAUAUCACCAGACAUUUCCACAAGAAUCUCACAGCCAUUAGAUGAAGACAGUAAUAGUACCAUGUCAACUGAUAGUUCUAAAAAUGUUUCUAUUUAUUUUCUUAGUUCCACAAGAAUCUCACAGCCAUUAGAUGAAGACAGUAAUAGUACCAUGUCAACUGAUAGUUCUAAAAAUGUUUCUAUUUAUUUUCUUAGUUCCACAAGAAUCUCACAGCCAUUAGAUGAAGACAGUAAUAGUACCAUGUCAACUGAUAGUUCUAAAAAUGUUUCUAUUUAUUUUCUUAGUUCCACAAGAAUCUCACAGCCAUUAGAUGAAGACAGUAAUAGUACCAUGUCAACUGAUAGUUCUAAAAAUGUUUCUAUUUAUUUUAGUUCCACAAGAAUCUCACAGCCAUUAGAUGAAGACAGUAAUAGUACCAUGUCAACUGAUAGUUCUAAAAAUGUUUCUAUUUAUUUUCUUAGUUCCACAAGAAUCUCACAGCCAUUAGAUGAAGACAGUAAUAGUACCAUGUCAACUGAUAGUUCUAAAAAUGUUUCUAUUUAUUUUAGUUCCACAAGAAUCUCCCAGCCAUUAGAUGAAGAUAGUAACAGUACCAUGUCAACUGAUAGUUCUAAAAAUGUUUCUAUUUAUUUUAGUUCCACAAGAAUCUCCCAGCCAUUAGAUGAAGACAGUAAUAGUACCAUGUCAACUGAUAGUUCUAAAAAUGUUUCUAUUUAUUUUAGUUCCACAAGAAUCUCCCAGCCAUUAGAUGAAGAUAGUAACAGUACCAUGUCAACUGAUAGUUCUAAAAAUGUUUCUAUUUAUUUUAGUUCCACAAGAAUCUCCCAGCCAUUAGAUGAAGAUAGUAACAGUACCAUGUCAACUGAUAGUUCUAAAAAUGUUUCUAUUUAUUUUAGUUCCACAAGAAUCUCCCAGCCAUUAGAUGAAGAUAGUAACAGUACCAUGUCAACUGAUAGUUCUAAAAAUGUUUCUAUUUAUUUUAGUUCCACAAGAAUCUCCCAGCCAUUAGAUGAAGACAGUAACAGUACCAUGUCUACUGAUAGUUCUAAAAAUGUUUCUAUUUAUUUUCUUAGUUCCACAAGAAUCUCCCAGCCAUUAGAUGAAGACAGUAACAGUACCAUGUCAACUGAUAGUUCUAAAAAUGUUUCUAAUUAUUUUCUUAGUUCCACAAGAAUCUCCCAGCCAUUAGAUGAAGACAGUAACAGUACAAUGUCCACUGAUAGUUCUAAAAAUGUUUCUAAUUAUAUGUUACACAGGGUAAGAGCUCUGAUUAAAGCCAGCAAAGAAGCAGUGAAGAAAGAUGAAGAUAUAUUUGAAGACACGUGACAUCAAUAUUUUACAAUUGUUGAAUCAUUCUGUAUUGUAUACUGUUAUCACUCUAAUAAAAAUAGUAACAGUG
Messenger RNA from Mytilus trossulus (common blue mussel), 3907 nucleotides. Its product is annotated as splicing factor, suppressor of white-apricot homolog. Bases 34 to 3834 code for a protein of 1266 amino acids. The transcript is spliced from 16 exons. The record is from RefSeq and is a predicted model, not a curated record. Gene Ontology annotation, biological process: RNA processing; mRNA 5'-splice site recognition. NCBI's taxonomy places the organism in Eukaryota, Metazoa, Mollusca, Bivalvia, Mytilida, Mytilidae. Gene Ontology annotation, molecular function: RNA binding.